Messenger RNA from Galleria mellonella (greater wax moth), 1996 nucleotides. RefSeq names its product pyroglutamyl-peptidase 1. Gene Ontology annotation, biological process: proteolysis. Gene Ontology annotation, molecular function: pyroglutamyl-peptidase activity. Gene Ontology annotation, cellular component: cytosol. The coding region runs from base 152 to 844 and encodes 230 amino acids. The transcript has 3 exons. The record is from RefSeq and is a predicted model, not a curated record. Lineage: Eukaryota; Metazoa; Arthropoda; Insecta; Lepidoptera; Pyralidae.
UCAACAUAACAAACUUAAUCAGCUGACUCUUGUGAAUUCUUGAAACGUCAAAACAAACGAUUACUUUUCAAAAGAAGAUAAUGAAACAAAUAUUGGUUUUUAUUUGUAUUUUAUAUUGAAUUAUUAACUGGAAUAUUUUAAUUAAAAUAAAAUGUGCAACGAACUAGACAAUAUAUUUAAGCCAAUAGUGUUAGUGACGGGUUUUGGUCCUUUUCUGAAUCAUCCUGUAAAUGCUAGUUGGGAGGCAGUAAAGUUAAUGAACAAAGAAGAGAUAGAGAAGAAACACAAUGUUGAAUUGGUGCAGAUAGAAAUUCCUGUUACAUAUGAGAAUGUGGAUGAGUUCGUACCAGCUAUAUGGGAGACACACGAGCCGAAGUUAAUGAUCCAUGUUGGAGUCUCGAGAUUGGCUCAACAGUUAACUUUAGAGAUGCAAGCACACAAAAAAGGCUACCAACGUUUGGAUUAUUUUGACAAACUGCCCCCCAACCAGAUGUGUUCUGCUGAGGGAGCCAUGAGGCUGCAUACUAAGUUGAAUGUGGAGAAAAUAUGCAAACAGUUCAAUGAUGGCAACCCUCCUGAGGAAAAAACUACUGCUGUGGCAUCAAAAGAUGCUGGCAGAUAUAUAUGCGAGUAUACCUACUACACCUCCCUAAGUGCGGAUAACACUAGAACACUGUUUGUCCACGUGCCAGACUUUCAGGUGUAUACCUCUGAGCAGACUGCAAGAGGACUCGAGCGUAUCCUCGACUUGUGCAUGGAGCAAAUAAAGGACAUGGAGAUAUCCAAUACGACCAAUGGCUUGAGAAAUGUUAACUUAAGUGAUAAUGAAGAGAAUAAAGUAUAAUUUUUUUUUUUUAAGAUAUUUAAAAAGUAUGUGUUAGGGGCAAUAUCUUUUGAAACCAUUAUGUAAUUCCAUUAGUUUAUUGAAUGUAUUUAAGUUCUAGAGUGGCUGCUGGCAGCUAUUAUGUAAGAAAAAAACCUUAAAACAGAGUUGGUGUUAUACUUCUUUAUUAGCCCUGAUAAUAUGCAUAUUUACUAGUUAAUUAUAGAAUACCCUCCAGAUAAGCAUUUAAAAAUUAAAUAAUUAAUUAAGCAUUUAGAAAAAUAAAAUCAUUUUCUUACAUUUAAUUAGAAAUUAGAAAUUAAAUGUAUGAAAAUAAUCAUUUAAUCAUUGGUAAUGGGAAUCUUAUUUCAGUCAUUCAUGAUCCUGAUGAAGGACAUAAGCAUUUAAAUAUUUUUUUAAUAUAUUAAGUAUUUACUAUGAUUGUAAAAAAUGUAUUAUAUAAAAUAAUAUAUAAAUAACCUAGUGAUAUCGCAACGCGCCACCUAGUCCCAAUUUAAGCAGAGCUUGUAACUAGUGUCUAAUUAAAGAAAUCCUCCUUGCUACCUGAUACCUCAACACAAUCACCAGCCUACAAGGCAAGAGUGGGGGCAAAGGGAUUGUUAGUAAUGGGGUCUAAUAGCCCUAUUGCUAGCAAUAUACUAUCUCAGGUCGACCUCCACGCGGUUCCCCCUAGAUACCAUCAUGUUUAAUUCUUGUCGAAUUCAUCAUGGUGGGUCAACCGACCUGCAUUCAUUCUCACCUAUCAUCUUCCACUGGCGCCUCGUCGAUGUAUACCAAUAACUCGGGCGGGGUUACCAUUCCAUUUUCACCCAUUAAAAAAAAAGCAAGUUUUAGUAACCUGGGGUAGUAGCCUCUGGAGAAACUUGGGUAAAGGGUUCGUCCUAAGACUUCCACCUGCGCCCUCCUCAAUGUAAAAAAGACCAGUGAUUGAUAAUAAAGAUUAAUAAUAAUAAUCACUUCGAUUGUUUUAUGACUAGAUGGUAUUAUGUAAUAAUACUUAACACUGUGAAGUAAAAUGUGCAAAUUGUUAUAUUUUAGAGUGAAGACUAUAAUUUCCACACUGUAAAAAACACUUAUGUAUAGACCAGUAUAGACUAAACUAGACAUGUGUAUAUUAUACAUAUCGAAUAAAAAGUACUUUCUUUUACUUAA